GCGCCUGCGCAGUUUGUUUUUGUUUAUAUACUCUUAUCGCCAUUUUGUGUGCUAAAUUUCCUUUCAAUUUACAAACUAUUUCUUUCGUGAAAGUAUUCAAACGAUAAAACAACAAUAAAAAUCAUGACUGACGUUAUUGAGUUAAACGUAAGUGCGGAAGACAAAGAAACACUUCGUUGUGCAAAUUGCGGUGGUUAUUUGUUAUGGUCACCAAUACGCAUUUUACCAAACGGCAACAACAUCUGUGGACAUUGCCAUCUGAACAACGACGUGAUCUGCUAUCGGAACACCACUUUGGAAGCUCUCCUAAAACACGCCGUAUUCCCCUGCAAAUUUCGAGCCAACGGCUGCCAGGCACGUAUACGCUUCUCGUCGGCCUGCGACCACGAAAAGUGUUGCUCAUUUAACCAUUCCAAAACCAACGAGAACCAAGAGGGAAUUAUUUUCGUCGACGACGAAAUUUCGACAACAGCUGCAGAGCCGCCGAGCACAUCCCAGUCGAGCCCGUCUACAUCGCAGUCUGUGAAAGACAAAGUCAUUCCGCCACUUAUGAAAUCGUCGAACAGUGUCUAUGAGCCUCCUAAUAUUGGGGAUAUGAACACCAAACAUGAGCCUGCUUCACAGGCGGGAGGUACAUCAACGGGUAAUAACGCGAGCGAAUGUUCAGAAACGCCAUCAACCAGAUGGAACAAUCAAUCUAGAGGGAACCGACCGCGAUCUUUCGCUUCCGAUAACAGAUCGCCGGGUUACUGGUAUCGUAGGAGAAAUUACGCACCUCAACAGCCGUACCAUGUUGACUGGAGAUCCAACAAUCUGUGCGAUAGACAAUUCCACCCAGACCAUGUCAUGUUUAAACGACGGAACAAUGUCAUCAUUAUUAAGGGUGGCACGUUCUAUGUCAACUGGUAAACGUUCUGUUUGUUUUAUUACUUCCUUGUCGUAUGUUACUUGCUAGAAUAAUGUUUUAGUUUUCCAUAUUUCAUCUUUGGUUAGUUUCACUGGGAGUCGUUUUCUUUAUAAAGGUAUUCAUAAGAGUUGAAUUUAGUUUUGUACUUUUCAAAUAUAUGUAUUUAGUAUA
This is a messenger RNA of Photinus pyralis (common eastern firefly), 1078 nucleotides long. RefSeq lists its product as uncharacterized. NCBI's taxonomy places the organism in Eukaryota, Metazoa, Arthropoda, Insecta, Coleoptera, Lampyridae. The transcript has 9 exons. Gene Ontology annotation, biological process: proteasome-mediated ubiquitin-dependent protein catabolic process; multicellular organism development. The record is from RefSeq and is a predicted model, not a curated record. Gene Ontology annotation, molecular function: ubiquitin conjugating enzyme binding; ubiquitin protein ligase activity. Gene Ontology annotation, cellular component: cytoplasm. Bases 124 to 909 code for a protein of 261 amino acids.